GCUUCCUCGCGACGUCGCCGGCAGUGUGGAUCGCUCCAUGCGGGCUGUGACGACGCCGCAGUGCGCGUGCAAGUGGAGCCCGUGCUCGUGCUCCUCGUCCCGGCGCUCGAACGAGUACCACACCUGGCGUUCGCGCAGCAGGCGCCCUUCACGAGGCGAGGAUGGAGGACGCUACAGCGAGGAGGAGGACGAGGAAGAGGGCUCGUCUUCGAGCGCCGAGGACGGGACGAGUGCGGAGUCUGCCCUGGCAGGCGGCGGCGUGACCUUAAAGCCGCAGCAGCACCGCAAACGCUGCUGCGACGACGACUUCUCGUCCCUGUCGACGCGACUUCGCUGUCUGCUGGCCGCAGUCAUCGUGCUUCUCGUGCUCACGGCGGUCUUCGUGCCGCUCUACUACUUCGUCUUCAGGGAGCACUUGGGCCCGCUUUGGCGAACCCUGUUCGGGAGGCGCGUCGCCGACGUGUCCGGCGGAGCGGAGACCACCGUCGGCGGAACUACGCUGGACGAGACGCUGGCGCCCUUUCCGGCGACACCGGAGUGGAAGCCGCAGUGCCCCGAGGCACCGGUGCUGGAGCGGAACCGUUUCGACUGCUUCCCGGAGAACCCCGACGUUGACUUGAGCACGUGCGAGGACCGCGGAUGCUGCUGGGCUGUCACCAACGUUCGCAACGACAAGGACGGCCCUGCCGCCAGGGAACACUUCAGAGACCAUGUGCCCAAGUGCAUACUGCCACUCAACUCUGGCUACCGGAUAGCGGGCCCCGAGGAGUCCCUGUUCGCUGGCUACGAGGUGCCACUGCUGAGGAUCCCGUCCCCUUCUCGGUACGGAGACGAUAUCACGCACCUCAAGGUGCGCGUCCAUAUGCAGACGCCAUAUCGCCUAAGGGUCAAGAUCUACGACUCUUCCGAGCAGCGCUACGAGGUCCCGGACCCCGUGAUCCCCGUCGAGAUGGACCUCGGAUCUCCUCUCGUUCACGAAGGGGACGUGCAGAUGUACGCUACCAGCUACAGCCUGGGCAGCGAUCCGUUCAGUUUCCAAGUGCGACGAACCAAGACGGGUACCGUCAUCUUCGACACAGGCGUUGGUGCGCUGGUGUUCUCGCACCAGUUCCUGCAGAUUUCGGCCCGUUUGCCCAGCAGCCUCGUGUAUGGUCUUGGGGAACACGUGCACGACCAUUUCAAGCACGACAUGAAUUGGAGGACGUGGGCCAUAUUCAACAGGGACGCCUUCCCUGAGGACUACUCGAAUCUCUACGGCUCGCACCCGAUGUACAUGUGCAUCGAGAAGGACAACAGCGCUCACGCCGUGCUUUUGCUCAACAGCAACGCCAUGGAGAUUCAGCUACAACCAACCCCAGCUGUGACAUUGAGGACCACUGGUGGUGUCCUUGAUUUUUAUUUCUUCAUGGGACCCUCUCCCGAAGAAGUUGUCAGGCAAUACACCGAGGCAGUGGGCCGUCCGAUGAUGCCACCGUAUUGGGCACUUGGAUUCCACCUGGGCCGCUGGGGUUAUCGCACCACCGACUACGUGCGAGACACGCAGAAAAAAAUGCGUGACAUGAACAUGCCGCAGGACGUGGCUCACGUGGACAAGGAUAUUCUGUACAAGCAAAGGUUGUUCACCUUGGACCAGAACAACUUUGCCAAGCUUCCAGACCUCGUUAAAGACCUGCACGGCCGUGGCCAGCGCUUCACCGUCGUCAUGGAGCCAGGAGUGGCUGCUCCGCGUGGAGAACCCGGUCCUUACGUUCCACUGGAGAGUGGAGAGAGGCUUGGAGUGUUCGUCAACGACACUUGGGGAACGCAGCCAAUACAGGGCUUGGGUUGGCCAGGUAAUAUGAUGUUUCCAGACUUCGGGAAUCCUGUGACUCAAGCAUGGUGGUCGGAGCAACUACGUGAAUUUCACCAAAUCGUGCCUUUCGAUGGUCUCUGGAUUACUGGUAAUGAGCCGUCUAACUACGCCAAUGGUUCGGUCAACGGAUGUCUUCAGGACAAUCUCAAUCAACCACCAUACAAACCAAAGACAAAAGGACAUCGCCUGUUCGAGAGAACUCUCUGCAUGGACUCUGUACACUGGUUCAAAGGUACCAAGCACUGCCACUACAAUUUGCACAACCUCUACGGCAAGGCCAUGAGCCAAGCAACAGUCAAUGCCCUGAACGCGCUGUCCGUAGGCCGGCGCAGCCUAGUCAUGUCUCGCUCGACGUUCCUGGGCAGUGGUCGAUACGUGGGCCACUGGUUGGGUGACAACGCAAGCCGCUGGCCGGAUCUGGGCCACUCUAUCAUCGCUAUGCUCGAGUUUGGCCUGUUCGGCAUACCACUGGUAGGCGCCGACGUGUGCGGGUUUUACGACGAUGCCAAUGAAGAACUCUGUUUGCGCUGGAUGCAGCUGGGUAUCUUCUAUCCUCUAGUCCGAAACAACAAUGCCAUUGAAAGUAGUGCUCAAGACCCGUCGGCGUUCAGCGAAGAUUACCAAGCGGUGGCGCGCAGUGCCCUCAAGCUUCGAUACGAGCUGCUCCCUUUCCUGUACACCCUGUUUCACCACGCUCACACCAAGGGCACCACCGUAGCGAGGCCGCUCUUUCACGUGUUUCCAAACGACACGCAGACGUACGCAAUUGACAAGCAGUUCAUGUGGGGCGAGGCCCUUUUGAUGACUCCUGUCCUGGAACCGGGGGUUGUCUCCGUGGAGGGCUACUUUCCGGCGGGAAAGUGGUAUGACUACCACACGGGUCGGGAAUUCUCCAGCUACAAGAACGGCCAGUGGCUUCCCGUGUACUCGCCGCUCUUCGACCCGAACCGACCGUGUAACUUGCACGUACGUGGCGGCACUGUGAUCCCCACGCAGGGACACGCCAACACCACAACUGUGAGCCGGAAGAAUUCCAUGAGACUUUUGGUAGCACUUAAUGCGUCUGGCGAAGCCAUUGGUGACCUUUACUGGGAUGAUGGAGAGACCAGAGAUGCCCAACUUUUGGGGGAAUACGUGUACCUCAAGUUCCGUGCGGUGAACAACACACUUGAGAUAUGCAGCUACCAGUACAAGAAGCUCUUCAACUCGACGUUCGACGAGUUGGCCAUCAUGUCCGUUCGAGUGCUGGGCAUCCGACGGAGGCCCGCCCGGGUCGAACUAGACGGCUACUACCUCCUAUCGCGGAGGCAGUACCGGUGGCACCACAGCAACAAGGUGAUGGACUUGAAGCAGAUUCUCAUGCCUCUCAGGAAAAACACCACCGUCCGAUGGUUCAUGUCGUGACACAGGCACACCAAUAGGCACCUCGGCUUCGCCGCGGCCGACCGAACUGGCCGCUACCGUGGUCGCUGCUGGCGAGAUAGCUAGAACGAGUGGCCCGUGACGGCAUGCCCGAGGAGGACCAAGUGGACACUGCUGCAGAAGAGGAAAGAGCGUCCUGCGAUUGUUUCUAAGUCAGACUUUGCCGUGGACCUCGCGGUGCUGUGUGCAACAGUUUGAAUGUGUGCCGUCGCACGUCUAUACGUGAGACUACGUGAGGCAGUGCCGCCGUAACAAGGAGUUGUGGCUGUAUGGAACAAUGACAUCUCUCGGUACUUUUUUCUGGCCACAAUUACGGACGCUUAUCUGCACGUCAGCUUUGAUAACGACGCGGAAUAGAAAACGACAAUUGUCGCAAAAGAAACCAACACGUUGACUGUCAAAACAAUGGCCUUCGGUGCGCCUAUAGUUCUCUAACAAUUUCUAUUCUUCUCUUUCCUCUCUCUCUCUCUCAUCUUUAUGUCCCUUCCUAUUCCCCCAGCGUAGGGUAGCAAACCGGGCAUGUGCCUGGUUAACCUCCCUGCCUUCCCUCUUGUUGUUUAUCCCCUCCUCUAUUAGGGGACCAGAAAGAGAUAUGCUCUUGUUUCCUAUCCAAAGCCGCGUUCACUAAGCUAUUUUGCAUAAAAAGACGACUGAGUUUGACGUCGUGUAUUACGACCGUCUGGAGAAAUGAUCGUCGACCGUUUGCCGAACUGAUCUACUUACGAAAUUGAUUUCCGUGUAAGCUCUAGCUAGCAACUGACGGUGGCGUUCUUAUAAGUUGUUGAGCACACCUCGAUUCUUGUGGUUGUGGAUACACCACGAUGCUUCGGAAGUCCCUUUGCGGCAGUUGCAAAUGCUUCGCCUAAUCUGCGUCUGCGCGCCGCCAAUUCUAUUGACUAAACGUUCCAAGUGAAUUAGGACGCAAAGCUAUCGAAGACGAAAAAAGCAAGCCCAAGUAAUAAGCAUAUGGAGAUGGCAUUUCUAAGCAGUGUUACCGCUGCCCGGUUUAGGCUGUAGUGCAUAGCAUGGGUGCGACUCAGAAAAUGUCGGUAUUGCUCUGCUGUAAUCUAAUGGCAGAGGGAAUGCUGUACGUAGGUGACAUGUAUACAUAUUACCCUACCAGCACAUCGUCUCCCAGGCCCCAGCGGAGGGAAAUACAAUAACGACGACUGUAAUUUCAUACCUGUCUGAGAAUGUGGGUACACAUGUUCACUAAUUAUUUCGGAGUGGCCCCCUGAAUGGAUUUUUGAAAUCAGAAUGAACGGUUAUCGUGGCACCAAAAAAAGCGUUGCUUUUCACUGCCGCCAAGCGUUGUCUGAUAAGCGGUCGCAUCCACGACGACUUAGCGCAAUAGAAGAGACAACAAUUUGGAAUUCAGCUGAACCUGAGUGACACCGAGACCAUCAGCGCGCUAAAAGGGGUGAUGCUUUCCUCGUGGUAAAAAAACAAGCAAAAAAAAGACGCAAAAAACGCUUAAUCUGAGAAGGGAGGAAGCAAAAUAUAAAUCGGGUCGGAAAAUGCGCACAAAAAAUGCUCUUUCGUUCGAUGAAGUCAAAUUGGAAGUAUAU
Molecule: messenger RNA, 4842 nt
Organism: Rhipicephalus microplus (southern cattle tick)
Lineage: Eukaryota; Metazoa; Arthropoda; Arachnida; Ixodida; Ixodidae
Product: lysosomal alpha-glucosidase
Biological process (GO): carbohydrate metabolic process
Molecular function (GO): alpha-1,4-glucosidase activity; carbohydrate binding
Source: RefSeq, a predicted model, not a curated record